AUGCAUAAUACUACGGUUGGUGCAAUUGUAUAUGAAGUAUGUGACGCAAUAUGGAAUAGACUAUCGACAACACAUUUAUCUAUUCCAACUCCAGAAGAUUUUUUAAGUAUAGCAAAUGAAUUUAAUGUGAAAUGGAACUUCCCACAUUGUAUUGGCUGUAUAGACGGAAAACAUAUACGUUUACGAAGUCCUACUCACUCUGGGACUAUGUAUUAUAAUUAUAAACAUUUUUUUUUCAUCGUACUACAAGGUGUAUCUGAUGCCAAUUAUAAAUUUAUAUUUGUUGAUGUUGGAGCGUACGGAAAACAAAGCGACGGAGGAACAUAUGCAUCAUCAACUUUGUCAACUUUUAUAAAUAAUGAAAAUAAUCUACCAAAAUCAUCUAAUUUGGAGGGAACAUCUGCAGAAGUACCGUUUUUUAUGUUAGGUGAUGACGCUUAUCCAUUAAAACAUAAUAUUAUGAAACCCUUUUCUAAACGACUAUUAUCAAAAGAAGAACGUAUUUAUAAUUAUCGUCAUGCUCGUGCCCGUAGAUGUGUAGAAAAUGCUUUUGGAAUUAUGGUAUCAAAAUGGAGACUCUUGCAUAAACCCAUUGAAACAACAGUAGACAAUGCAAUUAAAAUAGUUCAGUGUAUUUGUCUUUUACAUAACCUUAUAAUAGAUAAAGAAGGGCAACCAUGUGCACAAACACUAAUAUCUGCUGCGAGUUCGUAUGAAAACGAUAGAAAUGAAAAAAAUGUAAGGACAAAUGUAAUAAGACCAUUUAAUCGGAGUUCAAACUUGGCGACUUUCGUAAGAGAUACAUUAAAAAAUUAUUUUAUUAGUCCUAUAGGAUCGAUUUCAUUUCAAGAACAGUAUGCAAACGUUCAAAAGUAG
Molecule: messenger RNA, 876 nt
Organism: Myzus persicae (green peach aphid)
Lineage: Eukaryota; Metazoa; Arthropoda; Insecta; Hemiptera; Aphididae
Product: putative nuclease HARBI1
Exons: 1
Coding region: 1-876 (291 amino acids)
Source: RefSeq, a predicted model, not a curated record